AUCAGGCAGAGAUCACCACCAAGAGAUCACAAGACAAGAAAAACACUAAUAAACCUUGCAUUAUUCAGUACCUCGCAUGUUAGACAAAAGAAAUGCAUUUCUGGAUUCAUGUCAUCAGAUAUGACGUAUCUUACCCCCAAGAAACAUGCACAUGAAUGUAAUAUAGAGUUGACCCGCCCUUUGCAGCUAUACCAGCUUCAACUCUUCUGGGAAGACUUUCCACAAGGUUUAGGAGUAUGUUUAUGGGAAUUUUUGACCAUUCCUCUAUUUGUGAGGUCAGGCACUGAUGGUGGAUGAGAAGGCUUGGCUUGCAGACUCUGCUCUUAUUCAUUGGUAAUCUGUCAGGUUGAGGUCAGGACUCUGUGCAGGUCAGUCAAGUUCCUCCACACCAAAAUCUCACAUCCAUGUCCUUAUGGACCUUGCUUUGUGCACUGGUGUGCAGUCAUGUUGGAACAGGAAGUGGUCAUCCCCAAACUGUUCCCACAAAGUUGGGGACAUGAAAUGUCCCCCCCAGAAAACCUUUAUUUUGAAUUGUAGUUUAUUUUGAAAUAUAGCAUCUUGUUAAAACCGGAAGUCGUGAGUGGGUCUGGAUGUGUGCCCAUGUAAACAAUGUUCCACUGAUGGAUGUAAAUAAGCUGAGCAUUUAAAUUUAGUUGAAAAUACUAAGCGAACAUACUAAUACUUAGACAUUUCGUUCUUCUAGUUAAGACUUUAUUUAUUCUCACGCCGUUUAACAGAGCCGUGUGGACUGAAGCUUGCUGAUGGAUUCUUUAUUAGAUCUGUGUGCAGUGUGUGUGGCUCAGCGUGCAGACCGCUAUAUUGAGUGCAUUAGGACUUUACCAUUCAACAUCAAGGACAAACUGCUACGAAUAAUAACGGCUAAAGGCACUCUUACAGAUUCCAACAUAAGUCAGCUCCUUCAUGCAGGAAUUCGUACACUCAGCCUGCAGAACUGCAACGUCUCAGACUCGGCUCUCAGACAGAUCCACUGUCAGCAUCUAAAGGCUAUAAUACUAAUAGGAUGUGUGCACAUCACAUCACAAGGUCUGGAAGCCUUGGCCUCACACUGUGCGGGUCUUCAGAUAGUUGACCUCACCGGGUGUGUGAGGGUGUGUGACUCAGGUGUACGAGUGCUGGCACAGAGAUGUAAGCGGCUAGAGGUCAUCUCGCUCAGUGAAUGCCCUGCGAUCAGUGAUGCAGCUCUGAUCGAACUAGGGGCUAACUGCAGUUGUCUAUACAGCAUUGAUUUUGGUGGGACAGAGGUCACUGACGAAGGAGUUAUCGGUCUUGCAACUGGAGUGUGCUGCCAGAGCUUAAAGGUUGUUUUGCUGCUGCUUUUGCUGCUGCAUCGGCUUUGGCGUUACCUGUGGAAAUAGGGUCAUUACAACACGUAUGUGCUUCACAUUUACAUACUGCAAUAGCUUUUGGAAGUAGGAUUGCGUCCAGGAGGUCAGCUAUCAGGCCAUGGUACGCGAUAAGCUUGCCUGAGGAGGUCAGAAAACCCCUGUGCUUCCAUAAUGUUCCAAAAUCAUGCAUGACACCAAAGGUGUACCUGCUAUCAGUGUAAAUAUUCACAGUCUUACCCUCUGCCAAUUUGCAGGCCUCUAUGAGGGCGGUGAGUUCCGCCGCCUGUGCUGAGUAAUGAGACGGAAGUUUACCUGAAAUUAGAAUUUCAUUCUGAGUCACUACUGCAAACCCUACGCAGUUUUGACCUGUUUCUGAGCCUCUGGAUGCUGAUCCAUCCACAAAUAGUUCCAGAUCAGGGUUGAUCAGCGGUAUCUCCUGUAAAUCAGGUCUUGGACUACAAACUUCAUUAAUCACACUCACACAAUCAUGAGGCUCUCCAUCCUGCUCUGUGGGAAGAAGAGUGGCAGGGUUAAGAGUUGUGCACCGUUUAACUAUGACAUUCGGCAUUUCUAAGAGUACAGUGUUAUAUCUCAACCAUCGAGUGGCUGUCAUGUGUGCUGUCUUUUGUUCUAAAAGCAGUUGCAACACUGCAUAUGGUACCAACAAAGUUAAUUCGCUGUAGCCUACGAUAUCUCGUGAGGCAUUAACAGCUUUCUCUGCUGCAGCCACUGCUCUAAGACACAUAGGAAGUCCUGUGGCUACCGGAUAUAGCUUUGCCGAGAAGUAAGCCACUGGUCGCAGCCUACCCCCAUGCUCUUGAAGUAAAACAGAUGUCAUGCACCCCCCUUUUUUGUCCACAGUCUGUGUAAAUGGCCUCAUCGGGUCAGGAAUGCCCAAUGUGGGUGUCGUCUGUAAUGUCUGUUUCAGUCGUUCAAACGCAGCGUUUGCAGUCUCAGUCCACGUCACUUUGCUGUGUGCUUGAGCAAUAGCGCUCAGCGGUGCCUCUAACACAGCAUAAUCGGGUAUGAACAUCCUACAGUAUGAACACAUACCCAAGAAUGACAUUAAAUGUUUUUUAGUAAUUUUCUGUAUUGCUUCCACUGUACUCCACUCAAGUCUUUUACCUCCUGCAGAAAUUAAAUGUCCUAGGAACUUCACUUCUUGUUGUACAAAUUGCAGUUUUGACAGGCUUGCUUUAUGUCUUUCUUUAGCGAGGUGACAGAGCAAUUUAAUGGUGUCUUUUUCCACACUGCUCUUUAGUCGGUACGGCCAAAAGGAUGUCAUCUACAUACUGAAGCAACACAGAUUUCUCAGUUAGCUGCAGUGUAUCUAAAAUGUUCUUUAAUGCUUCAUUACAGAUUGUAGGUGACUCACAAUAGCCCUGACAUAAGUGUGUGAAAGUAUAGGCUUUUCCAUUAAAGGAAAAUGCAAACCAAAAUUGACAAUCUGGAUGUACUGGUACACUAAAGAAUGCAUUAACUAUAUCGACAACAGAGAACAAUGCACUGUCAACUGGAAUUUGGGACAAGAUAGUGUAUGGGUUGGGAACAUUAGGUGCUCGUUGGAUCACAGCAUCAUUAACGACUUUCAAAUCUUGUACGAAUCUCCACUGCUCCGGCUCCCCUGGAACUCUUAUUUUUCUUACUGGGAAGAGUGGCGUUCGCACAGGAGACGUCUCACAUGGCACUAUAACUCCAGAUUUUAAUAGAGAAUUAAACACCGGUGUUAUUCCUGCUAUAGCUUCUGGUUUUAGAGGACAUUGGGCUCUCUUUGGCCUAUAAUCCGAUUUUGGUGUAAUGAUCACUGGAGGGCAAUUUUUAAUCAGACCUACAUAUUUUCCACUCGCCCACAAUUCUUUGGGCACUUUUCGUGGUCGUACAUCUGAAAGUUCCAAUUUGGUAGGGCCAAGUCAGUUUUUUAUACCAUGGAUUGGGAUCUGUCCUGUCAUCAGGAAGGAUAACCACACCUCUCUCAGCUCUAGGCAGCAAAUUUAGUGCUGUGCUAUAUGCAUUUAAUUUUGGGCUGUAAAGAACAGCUGGCUGCUCAGUUGGUUCCCAAUCAUGACUUUGAGUAGCCUGUAACAUCCAUUCUCCCAAAAAUUCCCACUCGUCAUUGACAGAUUUGGCUAGAGAGAGAUGUGGAGAUCCAUGAUUCAUUUGGAAUGGGUGUGCAUGACCAGCCCGAACUGAAACCCAAGAUAAAUCUACCCCUACAGCACAUCUGUGUUCAUUCCAUAUCACACGCUUCAAUAUCAACAUGUCUGGCCUAUCUAACUUCCUAUACCAUUCUUUCUCUUAACUCUCAUGUGGUUCGUAUCUGUGUAUGUGCACAGUACAGUGCAGCGCUUUCAGUGUCAUGUAGUCUGUAUGAGAAAAGGAGGUGAGAGUUUUUGCUUUCUCUGCUAGAGAGUGUAUAACAUCAGUGAAAGAGGAAUUACUCAGUUUCCAUUCAUACACAUAGAACAGGGGUCUGGGAUCAUAUUUUACAAAGCAGGAGCUAUCUCCCCAUUCUAUCCUAAGGCCUAGUGAUGUGCUGAUCAAAUUUAAAUUUAGUUUGCACAUCAAAUCUCGACCCAGCAGAUUUAUUGGGCAACACUCAGAAAUUAAAAAAGAGAAUUCAAAUUGUUUCUGUGUAGUUACUAUCUCACAUUUUAAGGGCACAGAGAAUGUCUCAAUUACUGACAUCCCCGAUGCUCCUGUAGUACACAGAGAGCGAUUGCUCAUUCUAGGUGAAGUAGAAAAUUCACACAAUUGUGUCACAGAAUGCCCUGCUCCUGAGUCAACUAGAAACUGUCUCGGUAUUUGCUCAAGUUUCAUUCAUAGGUGAAAUAGCGGCUUCUGAUACUUUGUUAAACAUCGGGCUAGUGACAGGUGGAUAUGGAAUGUUUAGCUUAAGCUUUUCUUCAUUGCAUUGAACAAAAGAUCAGACUUACCCUUCCCUGGCUGCUUACCCGUCCCUGACCCAACCAAACCUCAUGUUUCUGUGUUCUCUUCUCCCCCGCGAUGUCUCUUCGGACAGUCUCGUAUCCAGUGGUCUGUUUUUCACAGGAAACAUCCACUCUGGAAUCCAGGCUUGCCCCGUCCUUGACCUCUACCACGACCACGGCCCCUCCCUCUGUAAACAUCUCCUUAAGCCUCAGAUAAUUGAACCAUAGUAAGACGGUGUUGCAUUUCUGUUCUUUUUUCUUUCCCUUUUUGUCUUUCAGCAUUCCACAACUUCUCUGCAUGCACAGCAUGUUGUUCAAUCAGAGAUAACUUUCCAGUGUCCCAAGUAAUGCACGUUUGUUUGACUUUUCUUGCAAUGUCCUCUUUUAACCCAUUCAUGAAACUGUUUCUCAAGUGUGCCUCAUAGGGUGUAAUAUCCGCUGCGGCCAAGUCUUCUGAGCGCUCGAGGCCACUGUGAGCAUCAUGCACUUCUGUUAAUCGUGCAAGAUAUCUGGAGACUGUUUUGUCGUCUUCUUGUCUGCACAUAGAGAUUUUAGUCAUGUCCAUUCUUACUGGAAAAGCUUGGUUAAGAGCAUCAGUCAGGCACAUUACUAAGUUUCUGUAUUCAACAUUCUCGGCAUUAUUCCAGUUUACAUGACGAAUCUGAAUAUUUCUCUCUGGCCAGUCAAAAUGCAGGUGCAACACAUCAACGCUGAGUUUUCUCAUCAUGAGGCGUCGCAAUUCAUGGGCUGUGGGUCAGAUUUCUCUGCAAAAUCGGACCAGUUCAUUACCGAACUUCCGACCUCCCACUUCUCUUGGAUCUGGGAGUUGUUUCUGCGUGUCUUCUAUGUCAUUUGAUCCCCAUGGGCAAUACAUAAGAAGUGAUCCUUCCCUCUGGGCCAGCUACCUCUACCAUAGGCAUCUGAAUGUCAUCAGUUAAGUGAGACGAUCUGCGUCAGCCAUCAGGAAUGGCCUCGGCAUCAUGCUCAUUGAGUGUGCUGGAAAUUGGAUCAUCUGGUCUCGUUUCCUUCAGAAUCCCCUUUUGCUUUCAGCCACGGGUGCGGGUAGAGGCUCCAGGUCCCGUUUAACAGGGAGGAGGGUCCUGCUCAGCUGCUGUGGAUGGUUGAGGUGUGGAGGCGUGCGGUUGGAGUGGUUGUCUGUGUCUCUGAGGCAGUGGUCUGGGAGGGCAGCUGUCCAGGUCUGGGUCUACGAGAGAUUUAGUUCACUGCAGAGAGGAAGAUUGAAAGUUAGUUUGUACAUUUGUUUUGCGCACUCUGGUUUUGGCUUCAGUUGCCCACAUAUUAUACGAAACCCAGUCUACUUCUCUUCUCUUUUUCCCUUUUUCUUUGAAGCCUCACAUUCUUGUAACUUUUCUCUCAACUUUUCUAAUUGUCUUUCACUAAAACUAACUUUCUCUGGAAAUCCACAGUCCAUCACCCACAUACGAUAUUGUGAUACAGAACCAGGCCCAUAAUUAUAAAUUGAACAUUAGGAUGCUUACAUGCCCUCAAGAAAUCAUCACUCUCAUCCUUACUUUCCCAACUACCCAUUGUUCGUGUUGGUUCCUGUAUUCUCUCAACAGUCGAUCAACAGACAAAUGCCUUAUUUACCUCUUUUAGCCUGAUUUUACCUGCGCAGGUCACUCAGCUGUGCUCGUCAGCACCAUCGACGGCUUUCUUAAAAGUCUGCUGAAAGUAGUUACAUCAAUAUAUAUAUAUAUAUAUAUAUAUAAUAUACUACCAUAGUAUAUAGUUAGUUCCCAGAACUAUUCAUGUAAUUUUACUGUUUCCAGAACCAUUUUCCAGAAUCCAAGCUUAAAUUCUGCCUACCUGAAGCUGAUUGUCUGAAGAUGGAAAGAGUGAGAGUUUAAAUAAAUUAAAACCUUACCACCUAAUUCCAGAGCCCUUCACUGGGGCAGUCUCGUGAUUUUCCAGAUCUCUCCCCACCAGUAGUCAAUUGUGUGGUUCGAGGAAGUAACCAUCUUCGGGUUGGUCUGGACCAGACCGAUCAGGGAUCAACCCCGAGACUGGCACUCAGAUGAGGGAUCUCGGUGGAACCUCCAGAAAUGUGGUG
Molecule: messenger RNA, 6344 nt
Organism: Hemibagrus wyckioides
Lineage: Eukaryota; Metazoa; Chordata; Actinopteri; Siluriformes; Bagridae
Gene: amn1
Product: antagonist of mitotic exit network 1 homolog (S. cerevisiae)
Exons: 6
Coding region: 762-1376 (204 amino acids)
Biological process (GO): SCF-dependent proteasomal ubiquitin-dependent protein catabolic process
Cellular component (GO): SCF ubiquitin ligase complex
Molecular function (GO): protein binding
Source: RefSeq, a predicted model, not a curated record